Oldenlandia corymbosa var. corymbosa is the source of this 1695-nucleotide messenger RNA. The record is from the annotation of a GenBank genome assembly. NCBI's taxonomy places the organism in Eukaryota, Viridiplantae, Streptophyta, Magnoliopsida, Gentianales, Rubiaceae.
GUUAUAUAAAAAAACGUUAAUAAAUCCGAAGUAGCUAGCUUCAAUUUUCUCGCCUUCUUUUCCCCACUUCGUCGGAACCUUCCGGAAUCCACCCGCAUCCUCCCUUAAUUUCACGCAGCGCCACAAUUGGGAAGCAAACCCCAUUAAAAUAUUCACGCAGAAAUACACCAUCCUUUCAAUUUCUCCCGCUGUAGAUUUCGAUACACCGUCCAAUUUCCCUGGGAAGCUGUGCCCAAAGAUCCCAUUUUUUUGGUGAUCAAAUUUGUUUGUUGAGGUAAGAGACAGCAGGUGAAAAGAUUGAUAUGGAGGGCGGUGGUGCAGCUGCAGUUUCGACGGAGAACCAGACAGAUUCGGCGGCGGCGGCGGCGGCUACGUCGUAUACGUAUUGGGUUCGAGGAAAGACCGAAGACGCUGCACCAUUGCCCGUUCCACGCAAGCUCACCUCUGAAGAUCUCUGUAAUCAAGCUCCCAGUCAUCUGGGUUCAGCUUGGAAUAGGGCUGGAACAUGGGAAGAGAAGAACCUAAACAAAUGGGCAAGUGACAGGAUAAAGGAACUUCUUCCAACUAUUCAGUCUCUUGAGUUUUCUGGUGGCAAAGCAGAGAUAUCAGAAGUAACAAGAUGCACUGGAGAUGCAUUCUUAGUUACUGUACGCAAUAAGAAACGUGUUGGCUACACAUACGAGUUAACAUUGCGAGCAAAAGGAGAAUGGCUCAUUGGGUCUGAGAAGAAGAUAAUUAAGGGUAGCAUCGACAUUGAAGAAUUUUCAUUUGGUGAAUUGGAUGAGUUGAAGAUUCAAGUAAGACUUACUGAAGAGAAGGAUCUUCCACUUCAAGAUAAGCAGCGGAUUAUCAAUGAUUUAAAACAAUUUUUGCGGCCUCUUCGAGAAAAGCUGAGCCAGUUUGAGCAGGAACUGAAAGAUAGGUAGGAUGGUGCGAACUUGGGGGGACCCUCUUUGUAGGUUCCAUUACACUUUCUUAAAUCUCCUGUUAUUGUUUCUGAUAGGGAUCAUAAAAACUUCUAUUAGUGAUGGGUAAAAGAUGAUGUGUUGCAAGUUCCCCAUGUAGCAAGGGGGAUACAAAUGUUAUCUUAUGUACUUCACAUUUAUGCUACAGUUUGAGACAAAUGUGCUCGCUCCUUGUGCAUCUUUCAACUAUGAAUGCUACAGCCGCUUUUCUUCUUUAUUUUUCUGUGAAUGUUGCGCCUUAUCUGUGAGACAUACGGACAAGUGAUACUUCUACUAGAGCAUCUGAUGUCUAGUCUCUCUCAUAUUAGAGGGGCCAGGCUACAGAUAAUUCUGUUAAUUUUAGCUUUCUGGGGUUCUCCAUGGUGGGGUAGAGACAUUGAAACCACUACGCAAUCGAAGAAAUGGUGAAGACAAAUACGUUGCUCUCCCAUGUUAUGGCUUAAUUGCCAAGUUUGUUCAUCUCCUGGUCUAUAAUAGCAAAGGUAGGAUCUUUUAGCAAAAUCUUAGUAUCGGUAACAUUUUGUGUGUGAAGACUGCCAUAUCCUUUCUACCAGUUGAACUUGAGAACUUUUGAAGAGAAUAUGCACAUUAUAAUCGUGUCGUCUAUGCAAAAGGAUCGAAACUUUUGUCUUAGAAAACAAAUAUCCAAGUAUUGGCAGCUACACAAGACACAUUUUCGCUCUGAACUGAUCUAGUUGUGUUCGGUAACAAUUUCGAAUUUCAUUGCACC